CUGAUUUCUCGUCAGCAAUUUCGCUUCAAAGUAAAUCUUUUGAUGAUUACUGAAUCGUUCAAGGGGCGAGGUUUAUUCGAAAUGGGCCGUGUGCUCUCCGGAAAAUCAGCCGCUUCGGUGGUGUCAGAGGGGAGUGUGGGAUCUUUCUCGAACGAAUCCGCCACCACACAAUUGGAUUAUUUACGACUGAAAAGUGAGCAUCGAAAGCUGCAAAAUCAUUUGGAGCAUGUGAGACAUGAACGAUUUCGUGCCGCUGAUCCGUUGCUAACGAUACGACGUUUGUUGACUGGUGAGGCGAUCACAAUGGAUUUGUAUCGUAGUAAACGAGAGAAGUUGGAAUUACUCGAUGAGGCGUUGAGAUCAUUCGAUGGGAAUGCUAUCACUGUGAUUCUCUUCCUAAGACGUUCAUUAUCGGAAUCUCUUUUUCGAGAGAUUUUGUUGGAAAAAAGUGUGGCCGCUGAUCAUUAUGUUGCGUAUUUGAAAGAAGUUGAAGAUUUCGAUCAGUUAGCAACAACACUUUUGUAUGUGCAUUCAAUGUUGUUUUGUCAGAUUGAAUGUGAGCGAGCAGAAGUUUUCAUUGAUUGA
Molecule: messenger RNA, 585 nt
Organism: Anisakis simplex (herring worm)
Lineage: Eukaryota; Metazoa; Nematoda; Chromadorea; Rhabditida; Anisakidae
Source: the annotation of a GenBank genome assembly